UUUUUGACGGGGGUGGGGUCACAUUUCAACGUAACACCGGAAACAGUGGCAUAGGCAGUGAUGGCGUCUGCUGCAGCGACCCGUACGGCAGCUGGUGCCGCUAAAAUAGUCAAACCGAUUUUUAGCCGUGAUGUGGACGAGGCUAAACGCAGGGUCCGAGAACUUUACCGAGCCUGGUACCGGGAGAUACCAAACACAGUGACGAUGUAUCACCUGGACAUCACAAUACGCCAGGGCAGAGACAAGGUGCGGGAGAUGUUCGACAAAAACAAGAACGUCACUGACCCCCGCGUGAUUGACAUGCUAGUCAUUAAGGGUAAAAUAGAUCUUCAGGAAACCAUUCACGUCUGGAAACAGAGGACCCACUUAAUGCGUUAUUUCCACGAGACCGAAGAGCCUCGAGCAAACGACUUCCUGUCCAAAUUCUACAAAGGCCAUGACCCAUGAACUGUGUAGAUGCCAGCUGACCUCUGACUCAUCUUUGCUUGUGUCCCGUGUGAAAGAUGUUCCUCUACAAUGUAAAUACACACUUUAACAUUCA
Molecule: messenger RNA, 541 nt
Organism: Nothobranchius furzeri (turquoise killifish)
Lineage: Eukaryota; Metazoa; Chordata; Actinopteri; Cyprinodontiformes; Nothobranchiidae
Gene: ndufa6
Product: NADH:ubiquinone oxidoreductase subunit A6
Biological process (GO): response to oxidative stress
Source: RefSeq, a predicted model, not a curated record